CUGCACACCAAUGAAGAGGUUCUGGCUGAAGUUUGCUCUUGGGAUCUCCCUCCUCUCCCUGAGCGCUACAAGAAGGCCUGUCACAGCCUGGCAGUGGAUGAGAAGAAGCGCAUCACCCGGCUGUGUGAGGUGCAGGAUGGGAGCUCCUCCGUGUCGGUGUGUGGCCUCAGCUUGGCUUCCUCUUCCCUCAACCCGCUCCUUCGUGCCUUAAAAUUGCAGGCUAGUCUCACCGAGCUGCGGAUUUCUGGCAACCGUCUCAGUGAUGAUCUUCUGCCCGAGCUGGUUGCCACAACAAUCACCAUGCCUCGGCUUCGGCUGCUGGACAUUUCUGCCAGUCACAUUACAGGGGAAGGGCUGGAGAAGGCUGUAAAUGCUUUAAAGGGACAGAGCCAUCCUGCGUUUCCGUGCCUGGAGGAGCUCGACCUCAGUAUGAACCCGCUGGGUGACGGUGUAUCUGAGUCCCUGUCCUGCCUGCUGUCCUGCUGCCCCCUGUUAGCCAAGCUGUCCCUGCAGGCCUGUGGCCUCACUGCUCGCUUCCUACAGCAGCAUCGACUGCUGCUUGCCAGCGCCCUGACAGGCACGGGCCACCUGAAAUCAGUGUGUCUAUCCCACAAUGCACUGGGCUCCACUGGCUUUGAGCUGGUGUUGAAGACUCUGCCUCUGCACUCUCUCACACACCUGGACCUGUCUGCUGUCCGAAGGGAUCCAGCGGAUUAUCUACCGCUGGAACACCUCACCAACAUUCUGUCACAGGACGAGUGUUCACUGACGCACCUGAGUCUGGCAGCAAACGGGUUGACAGACAGCAGCGUAGCCGCAUUGGCCAGGUGCCUGCCUUCUUGUCUGACUCUGGUGAGUCUGAACCUAUCAGGAAACCCGUCUGUUACCUCGGCAGGACUUCACAACAUUCUGAUCUCUCUCAGAGAGGCGUGUCGACCUUUAACCCUUCUAAACCUUCAAGGCUGUCAGGUGUCUGGCCCCUGGGACAGUGCAGCUCUGGAUGGUUUGUCAGAGCGGGUCAAGGAUCUCCGUCUUUGCUCUCAGGGAGUCAACAAGUUGGACCGGCAGGCCUUAAAGCAGAGCUGGGACAACAGUCGGUCACAAGGACACUUUAUUGACCGAAAAAGCAAGUGCCUGCUCUCUGCUGUAGUCUCCCUGUAAAGAGGGGAAAAAAUGAAACAUGCUUCAGAGAUGCAGAGAGAGUAGCUAACUUUUGUUUUUAUUAAACCACAAACCCACAACUUUUUUAAUAAGGGGUGCUACCUUUAAUUUUUUUUAAAGGUUUUGUUUAGUUAGCGGUAAUAGCUUGAGGUUGUGAACUGCACACAAGAAAGAAAUCACUGACAUUUUGUCCAUGGACAUUCUGUGUAAAUAGCUUAUAUGAUUCAUGUACUUUGUAAGCCUUAUUUAUGUGUAUCUGUGAAAGUCGUAAGUGCAUAAAGGAUGUUUGUUGUGUUUGUGAUGUUUUCGUGUCAUGAUGCAAUUUUGUCCUAAACCCAUUGAAGUAUUAAAAAGACAAUUAAAAGGA
This is a messenger RNA of Micropterus salmoides (largemouth bass), 1528 nucleotides long. Its product is annotated as tonsoku-like protein. The record is from RefSeq and is a predicted model, not a curated record. The transcript is spliced from 8 exons. The annotation marks the transcript as partial. Lineage: Eukaryota; Metazoa; Chordata; Actinopteri; Centrarchiformes; Centrarchidae. Gene Ontology annotation, molecular function: protein binding.